Messenger RNA from Hibiscus syriacus, 1205 nucleotides. RefSeq names its product E3 ubiquitin-protein ligase Os04g0590900-like. The record is from RefSeq and is a predicted model, not a curated record. Gene Ontology annotation, molecular function: transferase activity. Bases 117 to 1106 code for a protein of 329 amino acids. Lineage: Eukaryota; Viridiplantae; Streptophyta; Magnoliopsida; Malvales; Malvaceae. Gene Ontology annotation, biological process: protein ubiquitination. The transcript has a single exon.
CUGCUUAUACACUGUUCUUUUGCACAUGUAUUGUUCAAUUGCAGUGUAAUUAUAUUUUGAUCUUUCGCCUCUUGCUAUAAGCUAUAAUUCGUUGGAAUUUUUUUAUUGAUUUUGUUAUGGGAUCUACUGGUGACCCAAGAGCUUGGGUGCCAUACAUGAACAUCAAAGACUGUUCCCGAGGUUUUUGUAGCUUGUAUUGUCCGCAAUGGUGCUACAUCAUCUACCCUCCACCACCUCCAAUACAAUUCACUGCUGCUAAUGGUUCAGCCCCAAAUUUCUCCCCUCUCGUGAUUGCCAUUGUCGGCGUUUUGGCCAGUGCGUUUCUUCUAGUGAGUUACUACGCAAUAAUAUCGAAGUAUUGUGGGAGGGUGGAGUCCAGUAGUGGAAGAGAGAAUGAUCAUGGAACCGAUGAAGUAGUGGAAGAUGAUGAUCACGACCCAUCUGUACAUGAGCCGUGGCAGAUUUCGACUACCGGAUUGGAUGAGGCUUUGAUCAAGUCCAUCACGGCUUUCAAGUAUAAAAAGGGCGAUGGUUUCGUUGAAGGUUCGGAUUGCUCGGUCUGCCUCAACGAGUUCCGAGAUGAUGAGAGUUUAAGGCUGUUGCCUAAAUGCAGCCAUGCUUUCCAUCUCCCCUGCAUUGAUACAUGGCUUCGGUCUCACUCGAAUUGCCCUCUGUGUCGAGCUAAUAUAGUGUUUAUCAAUGCUUCAGCAGCACCUCCGGUGACGGAAACUCCUCCAGGAUAUGAACAACGUCCAUUAACAAAUGAACAUCUAGCCGAUGAACAAGAUUCACAAAGAGACAGUGAAUUCCCCAAGACUCCGUCUCCGUCGCGUGCUUUCAGCGAUCUAGGCAGUGUGCAAGGAAGAGAUGCCGUGAUUCGUAUUAGAGAAGAAGAGUAUGUUCAACAGAUGAGAAGAUCAAUCUCCAUGGACCAUUUCCGUGAAACCCAAGUUUCAGGUCAAGAGGGAGAUAGCAGUAAGGUUAGCAGUAGAAUGAGUGUGUUGCAAUGUGUAAUGAACCCUGCUGCAAUGAAGAGAUCAUUUUCCAGUGGUAGAUUCUUUCUUGCUAGGCAAGGAAGAGUAAGAGAUUUAUCUAUUCCUCUUUGAAACCUGUAGAUUUCAAUGUGUAAUGGUUACAUAUGUAAUUGUAUAAGAUCAUAAGCCUAAGUGAGAACUACAAUCAUCUUGUGAAAUCCAAAACUUAUU